AUGAAAGGUUCUUCACCAAAAGCAGGAAGCAACAAUUAUGAUUACUCUUUCAAGAUUUUGUUGGCUGGUGAUUGUGGUGUUGGAAAGAGCAGUCUUCUGCUCAGCUUCAUCUCCAACUUUGUACAAGACCUGUCUCCCACCAUUGGUGUGGAUUUCAAGAUCAAACAGCUUUUAGUUGGUGGGAAGAGAUUGAAGCUUACAAUAUGGGACACAGCUGGACAGGAGAGGUUUGGAACAGUUAUAAGCUCUUACUACAGAGGUGCACAUGGAAUUAUUCUUGUGUAUGACGUGACACGGCGAGAAACCUUUACAAAUUUGUCGAAUAUCUGGGCAAAGGAAGUAGAGACGUACUCCACUAAUCCUGAGUGUAUCAAAAUUCUAGUUGGGAAUAAAGUUGACAGGGAAAAUGAGAGGGCUGUAAGUAGAGAAGAGGGAAUGGUUCUUGCACAGGAGCAUAAAUGUCUGUUUCUUGAAUGUAGUGCUAAAUCUAGAGAAAAUGUUCAACAAUGUUUCAGAGAUCUCACAUUGAAGAUGCUGGAGGUGCCAAGUUUACUGGAAAGUGGAUCUGUAGAUGUGAAGAGACAAAUUUUGAAGCAGAAACAAGAAGACCAGAUGCCUUGCAGUGGUAAUUGCUGCUCUCAAUGA
Prunus armeniaca (apricot) is the source of this 645-nucleotide messenger RNA. The record is from the annotation of a GenBank genome assembly. NCBI's taxonomy places the organism in Eukaryota, Viridiplantae, Streptophyta, Magnoliopsida, Rosales, Rosaceae.